GAGUGAUGAUCUGCAGGCGGGCGGGGGUGCGACGACGAAAGGACGGCUGCAUCUUUCAACGCACGAGGAGCUGUUUGUGAAAUCACCCGGGCAUCCAACACCACCAUCCUUCGCAUCCCACCACCACGAGCAGUGGAAAAGGUUCUGAAGCACCAGCGACGCUAAGGGGAAGGUUUUGCCUCUGCUCCAACCUCGGUCUCUGAAACCAAGUCACUGUCGACUGGACCAUCUCCACGUUCAGUUUCUCUUCCACCACGACUUCCACCAUCUCACAUCACACCCAUCCAUCCGAAAGACGUGAAGGAGGGUUGCUGCUCCUCAUACGCUGAAAUCUCAUUAUUAAAUACAUCCAAACUCUCUGCUACUACUCCAAUUCGUCAACACAGACCUUUGUCGGAUUCCAAGCUUCUCAAGAACACCACGGCUGCAACCACGGGUCAGCAGUGUCUCAGAAGCACAAAGGCCUGAACUAAAUUUGGGAUCUGUACUACUAUUUUGGACUUUUCAAUGAUUACAAACUUUGAGAAAUCAAUUAAUGUAGUUUGAUUCUUCAUGUAAAUAUUUACUACCAAAUUGGGAUAUUACUGGGACGACUACAUAUAACUCCAAGCAACCAAAACCAUUGGGCAUACGUCAAGAAGCUAUGCUAUUGUUGCACGUAAUUGUUAUUAAAUAGUUGAAUGAACAGAGUUGACUUGUUCUUAAGUGAAAUUAGCAUCUGUUGACUAAAGUGUCUUCUCUUCAAGACGAGUGGCUGUGUAAGAGAGAGAAGAGAGAGACGACUCUCGGACAAAAUUUCCUCGUGAGAUUGUGUACGAAGGACAAGCGAGUUGAACCAAAGAGCAAACAAUAUGAUGCAUCAUUUGUCUUCAAACAAUCAAAACGUGACAAUGAGUAAUCGUCAAGUGUUUGUCGAUCAUCGGUGUCGGAGAAAGCGACGACGACUUUCCACCUUCUUGACUGUCACCUGCACCUCGUUCCUCGUGUUGAGCUUAUGCGUUGGACACUCCAUUUCUGCUGAAGAUCCUGAGUUUGCCGAACCUAUUGAAAAUAUUACUGCUCCUGCUUCGAGAGAUAUCCGGAUGGCCUGCUCUGUGAAAAAUUUAGGACCCCAUAAGGUGGCCUGGAUUCAUUUCGAAGGAUCCGCAAUUCUUACUGUACAAACCCAUGUCAUAACAAGAAAUCCUAGGAUUAAAGUGACUCAUGACAAGCAUCGAACAUGGAUUCUUCAUAUCGAAAAUGUACAAGAGUCAGAUGCUGGAAGAUAUAUGUGCCAGAUUAACACAGAAACUGCAAAAACACAAUUUGGAUAUCUUCACGUCGUCGUUCCACCAAACAUUGACGAUUCCAUGAGUAGUUCAGAUAUAAUUGUUCGUGAAAACUCAAACGUUUCUCUUCAAUGUCAUGCUACAGGUUCACCAACCCCUGUGGUGAAAUGGAGACGGGAGGAUGGCGGUGACUUGAGAAUCAAUAAAACAUAUUCAGUCGCCGAGUGGGAAGGGGAAACUUUGGAACUGUCUCGAAUCAGUCGAUUGGAUAUGGGAGCACAUUUAUGCAUAGCCAGUAACGGCGUCCCUCCCGGAGUGUCGAAAAGAUUGAAGAUAUCCGUUGAUUUCCCCCCGAUGGCAUGGAUCGAGGCUCAGUUAAUCGGUGCGGGCGUUGGGUUUACAGUGACAUUGGAAUGUACAACAGAGGCUCAUCCAGCCUCUCUGAAUUAUUGGACACGUGAGGAUGGUCAUAUGAUUCAUGAUAAUAGAAAAUAUAAAUCUUCUAACCAAGUCGGUAGCCUACCCUACAAAACCCAUAUGAAACUAACCAUUUCCGACUUGCAACCCAAGGACUUUGGGACGUAUAAAUGCGUUGCAAAAAAUCCGAGGGGCGAGACCGAUGGGAGUAUCAAGCUCUAUCAAUCGGCUCCUCCAGCGACGACAACGAUACCAACAACCACCACAAAAAUGUCGCAUAGAAAACAUAAAGAUCAAAGAGAAAAGAACGAUACUGGGAGGAAACCGAGCUCGUUAGCCGUAGGAUUGAGUGAAAAAGAUUCGGACUACACAUCCAUUCUCAACACGGUGGACAAGUCACGCCAACGAUCGACGAAAUCGAAAUCGUCGUCGUCACCCGGUGACUCCACGGAGUGGCUGGAAGGUAACAGCCUAUCGUCCACAUCAUCUCUGCGGUCACUCUGCUCCCUGAUCGUCGUCGCUUAUCUUCUGUAAUAUUCCUCUGAUUGAUACUACCAGGGGUCACCACGCAACUUAAAUCCACAUAUGCAGUCGUUUUCUUAUAAAUGACUGCUUUUAAGCAUCACUGCAACGCUUGAAAGCGAUUACAACGACUAAAUAUUACGCUAUCUAGGAUGUAGUAGUUUGUGCUGGAUACGGAGAUAUGUUUAUCAAUAAGAAAAAUUUAAAAACUUGUUGAAACUGGAUAAUUCUCACGAAGGCGAUCCUAAUUCGAUCCUAAUCAGCAAGAUUUUUCAUUUAGUUCCUCCGUCAAUUAGAACUAACACGACUUUGCACAACGCUUCUGCAUUUAAAAUUACAUGAGAGAUUUUGAUAUAUAUGUAUGUGUAUUACUGGAAAUCAACAGUUUUACAUAGGUGACAUGAUUCCUAUUUGGACUCGAAUACCAAGCCGACAUGACUCGAAUGACCUAAAUAUAUUCCUCGAUUAUUUCAGCCUAGCAUCACUCCACCUACGUACACGGCCAGUCGAGAAUCAUAGAUCAAGAGAAAGUUUAAUAUUAAUACGUCCCACAGAGUAAACAAUACGGACGCGUUAUUCAGGUCAGGUACAGAUCAGAAUACAUAAAUUAACAUAUAAAUAAGUAUAUUAGCACACAAUCAAACUUUAUUCCAAAUUUGCAAUUCUCAAGUCAACCAACUGCCCUUGUGGUUGCUUCUGUUUGAAUUAUACUCCAACAAGUACGCUAUGCUAGUUUAUUAAUAGUCAAGUCAAGUCAACAUAGCAAUCGAGCCUGUUUCCUCCUUUCUUGUACAUGCGAAAGUCUAAAUAAAUAGAAUAUCUUCUUGUUUAUAUAAUGUAACCAACAUCAGAUUUAUUUAUGAGAAAUGAACACAUUCCUGGCUAAUCGUUUGUGUAAUUGAUUUUCUGCUAAAUAAGUACAUUUACAAGUAGCCGCGUUUCAUUAUAAAGGCUGGUUAUUUUGUCAUUAUUCAUAUAAUAAUUAUAACCCAUGUAUCUAAAACAUUAAAAUCCUCCAGAAGAAGAAUGUGUCCAGGUACUAUUUGAGAAAACUUGUUUUACUCACAUUUUGAAAAAGCACGUGGAAAGUUGGUGUGCGAGAAAGAGAUUAAUUUAGAGUAAAGAAAUGAAUUAUGGGACGUGUUGAAAGAUGAACUAGCUUCGUAAGUACACGCAGAUUUAUUGUAAGUGCAAAUUCAAGUAAUGUGGCUCAUAUGUAUGUGUGUGUGCAAGUUGACUGGAAUAUAUUUGCAACAAUGUCCCACGAAUAAAUUAGAAAUGCGACGCAACACAGAAAGUACAGAGUCUGUGCAUGGUUAAAGAAAGUAGCUCUAGGUUGCAGCGCUGCUAUUAUACGGACGACAAAAAUGUUCAAAUGUGCUUCAAAUAUAUAAUACGUAUCCACCAGACUGAAUCCAGUAUAAAGCAUUCCAAAAGAUGGGUUAAGUGCACAAGUGUGAAAAUGAAUGAGUGACAUGAAAAAUAAUAUAAAUAAAUUAUACAAAUUCUUUUUACGUAAUUGAAUAUGACAACGGUCCGAAUAUUUCAUUUGUAGUUUGUAGUUUAUAACAUGCAGGGUAAUUAUACACUGUAGGCUACAUUUGUAUUUAAUUAAGUAUUAUUUAUGUUACAUACAUACAUACCUGUCACAAAAAGUUAAGUUUAUGAAACAUAAAAAGCGUUGCGACGAUAGUAAUACGACAAGUUUAAUUUGCAUCAAAAUACACAAAACAACAACCUUCAAACAAAGUAAAUUAAAAUUAAGGAUUCGUCGAAUCAAUUAACUCGGUCAGCUCUGCAAAAUUUAAGAUUAUUAGUAUAAUAUUAUUCAAGUCAAUGCUAUAAAAAAUAAAUGUGUACAUCUUGUCAAAUUAUAAUAUAAAUAUGAACAUUAAUAAAAGAAACAAUUUACUAAACAUGUCCAGAAAUAUAUAGCUAAAGAAUGGAUUAAUAAAAUAUCUCAAGCAUUCGGGGCGAGUGAAUGUCUA
Messenger RNA from Folsomia candida, 4195 nucleotides. RefSeq names its product lachesin. The record is from RefSeq and is a predicted model, not a curated record. NCBI's taxonomy places the organism in Eukaryota, Metazoa, Arthropoda, Collembola, Entomobryomorpha, Isotomidae. The coding region runs from base 852 to 2219 and encodes 455 amino acids. The transcript has 22 exons. Gene Ontology annotation, cellular component: neuron projection.